AUUUUACUUUGGAGACCCAGGGUGAACAGAGGCUGCUCCCAUCUCCUACCGGUGAGGCUUGUGUGGGAGGGAGAGGAAUCCCAGUUUGAACUCGCGCCACCCCCAACCGGCCGAGGUCUCUCUUUGGACCUGCUUGGCCCCAAAUGGGAGAAUGCUCGCGCGCAAACGAGCGAGCGAGCGAGGAGCCCUCACAAAACUUACAGCUAUGCCCUUGGCGGAACCUGAUCUGAUCAAUUUCCGGGUCUGCAGCUACGAACGCGCCCGCUCUUGCCUCGCUUGAAAACCCAACCCAACACCAAAAACGUGGCUCGUGGUCUUGCGCGCGCGCGCGCGCCUGCCCGGCUGGCCCUAGCCCGAUUUCGAUUCGAGAUCCUUGUCCCUCUUGCCUGGCCCAAUGACGGACGGCAUCGUCGUCUCGUUCAAGGACGCCGUCCUCCGCUGCAGCGAUGCUCAGACGCUGUGGCCUAGCGAGUGGAUCAGCGACGCCAUCCUUGUCUUUUUCUACGAAGUGCUCGCACAGAGAUACCCUGCCGUGCUCAGGCGUGGCAGAAUCAGUCUGUGGCAGCCCGCCGUAGUGGAAUUGAUGUGUAGCUUAGGAGAGUACGCCGAGGGCGUGCUACCUCCACCCAGCGACAUAGCUUUCUUGCCCAUCUCGGACCGCUACAUGGACCCGUCUUCGAUCUCGACGCACUGGAGUCUGCUCGUCAUUGCGCCGCGAACCGCCUACCACCUCGAUUCGCUCUCGACGAGCAACGAGACGGCCGCGCGCUUCACCUUGGCCCAGUUCCAGGCCUGCUACCGUCCCCCGUCGUCACCCUCAAUGGCCUUUGACGAGGUCGCAAUGCCGCUGCAGAGCAACGCACACGACUGUGGCCUAUACCCAAUCUUUCUCACGCAUACGGUUCUGAAGCUGCAGAACGAGCAAGAGCAACAGUGCGACUUGAAGGAGGCCAUCGAGAGUGCAGCGCAGCGGGCAACACCAGACACAAUCGACAGGCUGCGACGCCAGUGCAACGAGUGGAUAGACCGAUGGGCACUCCUGCUCGAGGAGGCAAAAUUCCCGAUGGAAGAAUGGGACCAGGUGCAGGCCAACAUUGGGAUGUGGGAAGAAGUCAAUGUAAUUUAAUAGUGAUUGUCUGUAAUGCCAGACUCUUUAAGAG
Acaromyces ingoldii is the source of this 1160-nucleotide messenger RNA. Its product is annotated as cysteine proteinase. Gene Ontology annotation, biological process: proteolysis. The record is from RefSeq and is a predicted model, not a curated record. Gene Ontology annotation, molecular function: cysteine-type peptidase activity; deNEDDylase activity. Lineage: Eukaryota; Fungi; Basidiomycota; Exobasidiomycetes; Exobasidiales; Cryptobasidiaceae. The transcript has 5 exons. The coding region runs from base 395 to 1126 and encodes 243 amino acids.